Messenger RNA from Drosophila grimshawi, 1242 nucleotides. RefSeq names its product E3 ubiquitin-protein ligase MARCHF5. The record is from RefSeq and is a predicted model, not a curated record. Gene Ontology annotation, molecular function: zinc ion binding. The transcript has a single exon. Bases 35 to 946 code for a protein of 303 amino acids. Lineage: Eukaryota; Metazoa; Arthropoda; Insecta; Diptera; Drosophilidae.
AACCUAUAAUAUUUGUAUUUUAUUAGUUUUUAUUAUGACUGGUCGAGGAAUUGCUUUAAACACAACCAGGGAGCUAGAAUCAGAGCGCACCUGUUGGAUAUGCUUUGCCACCGAGUCGGAGAACCGUCGUGCCACCUGGGUGCACCCGUGCGAGUGCCGCGGCAGCACCAAGUGGGUGCAUGAGAGCUGCCUCUCUCGCUGGAUUGAUGAGAAGCAGAAUGGCGAUACGCGAAUGAAAGUCAUUUGCAUGCAGUGCCGCUUUGAGUACCACAUCAUUUUUCCGAAGGUGGGCCGCAUCGCCAUGUUCUUGGAGUUGUGCGGGAAUGCGAUCCGUCGGCUCAGUCCAUUCGUUACCGCUUUUGCCGUUUUGCUCUCCGUCUACUGGGCGGCCGUCACAUAUGGGGGCAUCACGCUCAUUCAGGUGCUCGGCAUGGAACGCGGCAUGGAACUCAUUGAGCAGGGGGACGCAAUCUUUAUAUUGAUCGGACUGCCAAUAAUACCGGUGGUCCUGAUCAUCAGUCGUUUCUUCCGCUGGGAGGACAUUCUAUUGCAACUCUGGCACAAUCGUCACAGUGUUGCCCGCAAAUUGCCGCUGAUCAACCGGUUGCUGUACGCCCAUACCGACGUGGAGACGGUGUCCAAUGUUGAGGAUACACCUUUAGCCGAUGCUCCUUUCGACUUUUCCUCCAUCUUUUGCGGUGCUUUUUUAAUGCCCAGCAUUUCAACAAUUUUCGGCUGGGUGUUAUAUAGGAACGUGGCAUCGGCGCUGCGUCGCACGCUCCUCGGCGGCUUCACGUUCAUUGCUGUGAAGGGCAUCCUCAAGAUCUAUUUGCGGCAGAAGGUGUAUCUGAAAAAGAGACGUCGUCACAUCAUCGACUACACAGAGGAGAAUGUGCGCAUCCACACGACUGGCGCACAGAGCAAUCAGCUUCAAGCAAAUAUGUGACAAGAUUGUGAUGGUUAUGAUGAGUCGAUAGCUAUGAUGAUGAGCAAUGUGAAUUCGAUGAGCUGGAAGAUGAAGUUUUGAAUGCGACUGCGACUGCGACAAUGCAACUGGAUGAUUCCGAUGCCGAUGAUCACGAAACGACGGAUCAUCUUGUUAUAAGCACACCAGACCGUCCAUAUACACUGUCUCUUGAUUACAUUUUUGGAUGAUUCUCGAACCAACCCAAACCAAAUUGUUCUCAAUUAUGAUAUUACAAUCUAAAUUUGUAGUAUUUUAAUUAAAUCAAUUAUAUAAUA